This is a messenger RNA of Acaulospora colombiana, 167 nucleotides long. The record is from the annotation of a GenBank genome assembly. Lineage: Eukaryota; Fungi; Glomeromycota; Glomeromycetes; Diversisporales; Acaulosporaceae.
AUGGAUCUUGAGAGCGCAGAACGAGAGGUUCGUAGUUCGUUUGGAUUGGAGUUUGCCGACUUCAGUACACCAUCUACUGCUGUCCCUCCUACUCCUUCCGGAGCAUCAGGUUGGAUGGAAGACAUCAAAAAAGUCAUCAGUUUCGAGAGUGUCGAGGAAUUCUGGGG